AUGCAGCGCAUCCUUAGCGCCUACGAAAAUGCCAGUGGCAUGCCCAGGAACCACUCUGACUGCCCACUGGUGGUUGUGCCCGAGGAGGUGUUUUUCACACUUUCCGUGGCUGGGGUGCUGGAGAAUCUGGCCGUCCUUCUGGCUGUGGCUAAAAACAAGCACCUGCAAUCCCCUAUGCACUUUUUCAUCUGCAGCCUGGCCAUUUCCGACAUGCUGGGCAGCCUAUACAAGAUCCUGGAAAACAUCCUGAUCCUGCUCAGAAACGCAGGCUAUGUGAAACCUCGGGGUGACUUUGAAACCACGGCAGACGACGUCAUCGACUCCUUGUUCGUCUUGUCCCUGCUUGGGUCCAUCUUUAGCCUGUCUGCAAUCGCCGCUGACCGUUACAUCACCAUCUUCCACGCCCUGCAGUACCACAGCAUCGUGACGGUGCGUCGUGCCCUCAUCGCCCUCACCAUCCUUUGGGCGCUCUGCACGGGCAGUGGCAUCACCAUGGUGAUCUUCUCCCAUCAUGUGCCCACGGUGCUCACCUUCACGUCACUGUUCCCGCUGAUGCUGCUCUUCAUCCUGUGCCUCUACGUGCACAUGUUCUUGCUGGCCCGCUCCCAAGCCAGGAGGAUCUCCAGCCCUUCCAGGGUCAACAUGCGAGGUGCCAUCACCCUGACCAUCUUGCUGGGAGUCUUCAUCUUCUGUUGGGCCCCCUUCAUCCUUCAUGUGCUCCUAAUGACAUUCUGCCCGGAUAACCCCUACUGUGUGUGCUACAUGUCUCUCUUCCAAGUGAACGGCCUGUUGAUUAUGUGCAACGCCAUCAUCGACCCCUUCAUCUAUGCCUUCCGGAGUCCAGAGUUCAGGAAUGCCUUCAGAAAGAUGACCUUCUGCAGGAGGUGCUGGUAA
This is a messenger RNA of Ochotona princeps (American pika), 894 nucleotides long. RefSeq names its product melanocortin 2 receptor (gene MC2R). Lineage: Eukaryota; Metazoa; Chordata; Mammalia; Lagomorpha; Ochotonidae. The transcript has a single exon. The coding region runs from base 1 to 894 and encodes 297 amino acids. Gene Ontology annotation, molecular function: corticotropin receptor activity. Gene Ontology annotation, cellular component: membrane. Gene Ontology annotation, biological process: G protein-coupled receptor signaling pathway. The record is from RefSeq and is a predicted model, not a curated record.